AUGGCCAAGAAGCGAAUCCCGCGCGAGCGCAUGCCGGCGCUGCAGAAGAGCUACGACCAGCUGAGCAUGUGGCUCAACUUCGACCACGACACCAAGCACGGCGCGCGCCAGAUGCUCGACGGCGUCUACGUGAAGCCCUUCUUCGACGAGUACCGACGCGACUACCUCGAGGCCGCCGACGGGAUCGAGGACAUCGACUGCCACGCGCUCUUCCAGCUGUGCCUGCAGAAGCACGCCUUCGCCAAGAGGAACGAGUACAGCGCCGCCCGGCCCGACAAGAAGCGAUGGACAGCUCUUGACCACGCCGCGCGCUUUCUCGUGUGCCUCCUGCAGUUCAGCUGGAAGCAUGGCGGAGAGUGGAGCCACGGCACCAUUGAUCCGGCGCACGACGAGCACGGCGAGGGCGACAACGAGUUUGCGCAGGUCUGGGCCAUCUUGCGCUACCUCCAGGCCGAGUGGGAGGCGGCGAACCUGGAUGGCUGGGACGACGACCACCUCAACGACGCAUUCGCCGAGCUCAUGUCGAGUCGGCUGUAA
Messenger RNA from Anthostomella pinea, 537 nucleotides. The record is from the annotation of a GenBank genome assembly. NCBI's taxonomy places the organism in Eukaryota, Fungi, Ascomycota, Sordariomycetes, Xylariales, Xylariaceae.